Messenger RNA from Lactuca saligna, 742 nucleotides. NCBI's taxonomy places the organism in Eukaryota, Viridiplantae, Streptophyta, Magnoliopsida, Asterales, Asteraceae. The record is from the annotation of a GenBank genome assembly.
AUGAUGUCCAUCUCACGCCUUAUCAUUUAUAUCCUCCUUAUCGCCGCCGCUGCAACCACCGUCUCCGCCACCGAUCAUAUUGUAGGCGCCAACCGUGGUUGGAAUCCUGGCAUCAACUACACUCUCUGGGCCAACAAUCAUACUUUCUAUGUUGGAGACUUCAUCUCAUUUAGGUACCAGAAGACGCAGUACAAUGUGAUUGAGGUGAACAAAACCGGUUACGACAACUGCACUCUCGACGGCGCCGUAGGGAACUGGAGCAGUGGAAAGGAUUUCAUUCUUCUCAACGAAUCGCAGCGCUACUACUUCAUCUGCGGCACCGGCGGUUGUUUUAACGGUAUGAAAGUCACGAUUCGUGUACUUCCGCUUCCUUCUCCUCCCUCUUCCACGGUGGCUGCUUCCAAUCACUCCUCCGCUUCCACCGCUGCCUGUAGAUCCAUCUUCGGCGUAUUAUUUAUGGUUCUCGCCUCAUUGUUUUAGUGUGGAUUUGGCGCGAUGCAUUAUACUUCUAAAUUGUUUGAAAGAUGUGUUGAAAAUUCUACAAUCAGGUGUGUAAUGUUUACUCCGAUUCUUCGUGUUUUGGCGUUUUAGUUUGAGAUAACAUCGAUUCAUUUUUAUAUAUAUAUAUAUUUUUAUGCAUGAUUUCGUAUGAAGAUUGGUGUUGAACUAUUUGGAUUUUGAGAUUCCAAAUCAUAUAUAAUUUAUUUUAAAUGUUCAAAAAUAUUAAAAAUAUUUAUUUACC